Molecule: messenger RNA, 507 nt
Organism: Physella acuta
Lineage: Eukaryota; Metazoa; Mollusca; Gastropoda; Physidae
Source: RefSeq, a predicted model, not a curated record
AUGUCGCACGUCACAUGUCACACGUCAAACGUUACAUGUCGCACGUCACAUGUCACACGUCACACGUCACAUGUCAGACGUCAAACAUCACAUGUCGCGCGUCACACGUCACACGUCACACGUCACAUGUCGCACGUCACACGUUACAUAUCGCACGUCACACGUCACACGUCACACGUCACAUGUCUCACGGCACAUAUCGCACGUCACACGUCACAUGUCGCACGUCACACGUCACAUGUCGCACGUCAUACGUCACAUGUCACACGUUCUAUGUCACACGUCUCAUGUCACACGUCCCAUGCCGCACUGUCACACGUCACACAUCACAUGUCACAUAUUACAUGUCGCACAUCACACGCCACACGUCACAUAUCACAUGUCACACGUCACAUGUCGCACAUCACACGUCACAUGUCGCACGUCAUACAAAACAUGUCGCACGUCAAAUACUUCAUCAAAUUACGAUCUGACCCUCGGAAACAAAGACCGAUGACUCUUGUAUAG